AAUUAUAGAAAUAAGCAUGUCAUAAACCUAAAAACAAUGAUUUGUUAAGGAGAUGACACUUUAGUAGAUCAAUGAUUGCACGCUUUUGCUUUUAUUAAAAUUGAACCAUUUAAAUGUUAAAUUAAAUAAAAACUGGUUUCCCGCUUUAAGUAAUAAAAUUUUCCACAUAUCAAGACAGUGAUAUCGCAGAAGUUUAUUACGAUUAUAUGCUUCUUUUAAUCAUUUAUUUCUGAGGUGGUGCACAUUUGCAAGAAAACAUUCAAAAACUUCUUUAUAGGAAAAUCCAGGCCUUUCAAAAAAUUAAGAAACUGUUGCUAGUUGUAAAGCUGCCAAAUUUUUAAGUAUGAACCUUUUUUCACACAUGCCUCCCAUCAAUCAAUGACAUUCGAAUGGCAUUCAGAUAAUUAUUACCUGGUAUAACAAGAAAUUGGACGAAUACUUAAAAAAUGACAAAUUUCAAUUGGACAGUCAUCCUUUUAGAUGAUAAAUAAAAAAGGCAUUAUUUAUCUUUUCUUGUAUAUAUGUUGAUAAAAGUCCCUUUUUUGUGUCAAAAUCAUGUUUUUGAUUGAAUAUCACUCUUACGUAAAACGACCGCAGAUUUUAAGAAACUUUUACUAGUUAGUCGUUAGCUUAGUUUUUUUGAAAGGAAAAUCGUAUAUUUAUAGACGAGAUUAAAAAACUACCAAACAGGAUGACAUAAUACAGAAAUAAUAAUUCUUCCAUUUGUGGCUACUGUGGAGUUCCGACUUCAUAAUUUAGCGAGGAAUUUCUGCGCGAAUAUAAUUCGGUGAAAAUUGCAAAUUUCGUCAAAAUUGGCCAAAUCAAAUCCGCGCCAAUAUCUGUGUUUAAGUGUGCAACUGUUGUGUUAAUUUUUUGUUUCUGCUGUUUUAAAGAUGCGCAUGUGGUUUUUAACAGUGUGAAAUCAUGCGUGACAUGCUGUUAGAGUGUACUUCAAAGAACAUAUUUUUCAAUUCUCUUUCCCACUUUAUUUCCGUCAAAAAGCUAAUCAAAAAUUGCCAAACAUAACAAUCUUUAAAUCCUCGAUUUUUUUUCAAAAAAAUCAUUUUUUAAUUUGGGGAACCUUUUAAAUACUUAAUUUGUUGAUAAUUCUAAAUUGCAAUUUUCUUCAGCAGGUACUUAAAGACACGGUUGGGAGAGCAGAGAAAAACUCAAAACUGUUGAAAAUCACAACAUGGCUGAGAGAAAUUAUUUUAUAUAAACUAUAUAUUUGUAUUUUUCAUUAGUAUGUGUAUUGCUUUAUGUUGAUCAACGUCGGAAGCAAAAUGCCGCCCUUCAUGUUAGUCAUGUAGAGAGUUGGGUUUAAAAAAUGAGAUUCUAUCAAACUUCCACGGUGUAUAUUUUUUGUAUAUUCUGCAUCAGUCUUGUACGCUCAAGAAGGUAUCACCAUGAUGAUUAUCACAUAAGAAACCACGACAGAAAAAAUGAAAUCCCACACUACGAAACGCAACAUGCAAAUCAACAUUAUGCUACACUAAGAAGCAAAAAAGCUGAAAUUGAAGGGGCCAUACAUGACAUCGAGAGCGAUUUAUCAGAACAUAAAAAUAAGCGAGGUUUUCUUGCCAACUUGGCUAAUUUAUUAAACGAUGCCGAAUUGCUAUCUGGUCAUAAAAAUGUCCAAUCAGGAUUAAGUUCCGUUACAUUAACAGAUCCCAAUAACCAAUCAAAAGACGAGGAAAAUGUUGCAACGAAGAAAGAAGAAAUAAUUCCAACCACAGAUGAAGUCAAGAAAGCUUUAAAAGAAACCACGAAAGAUUUCGCGCCAAUUUUUGCAAUGGUUCAUGGAAAAAUUAUUCCCCUAGGAAAACUACCCGACACUGCUUUCAAAAAAUCACACACAGAAGAACCACCCUCUCAAACUGCAGAAAAGACGAGUGAGAGUAGAGAUGUCAACGCUGCUAGAAGAACGCUUCCAGAUGAGAAACCUGCAAAGGAGCAAGAAACUAAAUCUAAAGCUACUAUAGAAAAAAAGGACAACGACGAAGAAAAGUUAUCUAAACUACAGAAAUAUCUAAAAAAUUUAGACGGCCAUAUUCCUGCAACAGGUGCUAGUAAAGAAGUCCGUGGCGUAGCCAAAGAUGAAGUUGUUUUUCCGGAUGACGAAACGGGUAGCCCAAAAAGUGACAUUAUGAAGCACGUGAAAAGUGUUGUUUUAGACACAGGUAAAGUUUUAUCUGUAAAUGGAAACCAUUUAGAAAGCGGGGAAGAAUCAAAGCCAGAAACAAGCGAUACCGCCACUCCAGAAUCACAACAGAAAUUUAUUGUUUCCGAUGAUGGUUCCUUAACGCCGCUAACGAAAAGUAAAGAGGAAAUUGGUGAAGCUGUGACACGAGAUACUACAGGAGGAAGUGAAGGACAAAAAACAGUUGCGCUCAGUUUGGAUGUUUUAAAGGACUUACUAAAAAAAAGCGAUAACAAAGUGUCGCUAGCAGCCUUGCUUAAUAAAUCACCUGAGACGAAGAGUGACACUCCUAAAGAAGAUGAAGAUCCAGGAACAAUUGAAGACUUCGCUGCUGGUGGAUUAAAAGCGCAUAACAUGUACCGAGGGAAACAUCACGAUGAAUCAUUAAUAUGGUCAGAUGAUUUAGCUGCAAAAGCACAAAAGUUAGCCGAAGCAUUAGCUGACAAAAAGACGUUGGAGAUUUCAAAAGAUUUAGAAAAAGACGGCUACGGUGAAAACGUAGCCAAGGUUUGGGCUAAAUUUAAAAAUGCUGGUGAAGCUGCCACUAAGAUGUGGUAUAGUCAGAGUGAGAACUACCAUUUUGACGACCCGCAUUUAGACGAAAAUACAGGCCAAUUUGCGCAGGUGAUAUGGCAAUCCACAAAAGAACUUGGAAUGGGAGUUGCGAAAAGUAUCGACGAUGUAAACAACGACUAUGUUUACGUUACAGCUUUAUAUAAACCUCCCGGUAACAUCGAAGCUGCAUUACGCAAAAAUGUACUUCCCACUGGUAAUAAUACCGUUGACGUGUACACUACGUUUUUCAAAAGGGGAGGAGUUGUAGAUAAUCUAAAUGCUAUUAGAAAACGAUCAAAGUUGGAACGCAGAGCCAAAAGGCUAGACAUCAUCGAAACUUAAUUACCAUGAUGCGCCCAACGCUAUUUGAUUGGUGAUCGUUUUGGAAUAAAUUAUAAUUAUUAGUGGUGAUAUAUAUACUUGUCAAUUAAAUUAUCAGCCACAAUUUUGCUAAGCCAUGAUAUUCUGUAAUAAGUUUCGUUAGUAUAGCUACUUUGUAAAAAAAGAAAAUAA
Hydractinia symbiolongicarpus is the source of this 3268-nucleotide messenger RNA. RefSeq lists its product as uncharacterized. Bases 1328 to 3097 code for a protein of 589 amino acids. Lineage: Eukaryota; Metazoa; Cnidaria; Hydrozoa; Anthoathecata; Hydractiniidae. The transcript is spliced from 4 exons. The record is from RefSeq and is a predicted model, not a curated record.